AUGGAGAGCCUGAAAAAGAUAAAUUUAAUACAAAAAGUGAACGCUGAACUGUACAAUAGCUUAGGGGUAGAGGAUGACAACUUGUCAGAAUUUUUAAUUUACUUAUGCAAAAAAUCCAAGUCGCUUGAACAAUUUUGCAAAGAUGUAUUUGAAAAUGGAGGAGAAAUCGAACAUUCCGUUUUGAAAUAUCUGUAUGAAAUUAUUAAAUCCUCCCUUAAUGAUUCUGAUGACAAGACGGUGAAUUCAAAGGGACGACAUACCCAAGAUGGUGAUCACGAUAAUGAUGAUGGUAAGGACGAUGGAUUGAAGAAUGAGUUAAAAAUGGAAAUUAAACAGAUAGAGAAGAAAAAUGAAAAAAUGAAGAAAUAUCAUUGCCUUACUAUAAAAAACGACGAUAACUUAGCGAAAUCUUUUCAUGAAGAAUAUGAAAACAAAAAUGAAAAACACUGCAUUGAAGAAACAACGGUUAGGCAUAAACGCAGCAGUACUGAAAGGAGAAACAAUGAACAUGAAAUAACUCAUAGCAAUCGAGAUAGGAAUUAUAGGGAUGAUAAAAAAAGGAAACAUGGUAGAGAGACGAAAAUGUAUGAAGACGAAAGGGACAGAGAUUCACUAAGGGUUAAUAAUAUUUUUAAUGGAAGUGUGAGUAAAAUCAUGGAUUUUGGAAUUUUCGUUUCUUUUAGAACCAGGAAAGAUGGAUAUAAAGAAGGAUUAGUACAUUGUACAGACAUAUUACCAAAUCGAAAGAGAUUGAUGAAUAUAAAUGAAAAGUUCCAUAAAGGAAUGAAAGUGAAAGUGAAGAUAAAAGCUAUAUUCGGAGAAAAAAUAAGUUUAAAUAUGUCAGAAGUAGACCAAAAAACUGGGAAAAAUUUAGUUAGUGACAACGAAGACGAUGAUGUAGUAGGAGAUGGAAAGAAAGGAAAAAAUCAAAACUUCAUUUCAAUAUUUGACGAUUUACAAGAUGAUUACAAAGAAAUAAAAAAACAUAAAUCAGAUGUUUUUAAUGAUGAUCCAAAGGAAACAUUAAAAUACGAAAGUGUAAUUAAAAUGCAAAGUGAUUACUCCAAAUGGGAAAUUCAGCAGCUAAUGAAAAGUGGAAUUAUAUAUGAUGAGAAUUUAAAAAAAGAAUAUAAAAAUUUAAGAAUUGAUGAAAAAAUUGAAGAUGAAGAAGAAAUAAUAGAAAUUGAAGUUAAUGAAAGAGAACCAGCAUUUUUAAAGGGACAAACAACUAAAGCAGGGGCUAAAUUAUCACCUAUUCAAGUUAUUAUAAACGCAGAAGGAUCUCUAGCAAGAGCUAUAACAACUACGUCUGCUCUAGCAAAAGAAAGAAAAGAACAAAAACAAAAUGAACAAAAUGCUAUUUAUGAUAGUAUUCCAAAGGAUAUUAGUAGACCAUGGGAAGAUCCAAAACCAGAUUUGGGAGAAAGAACAAUAGCUGAAGCUUUAAAAAAUAUCGGAAAAAAUUUUGAUCUACCUGAAUGGAGAAAAAAUUAUAUGAACAAUAACAUAUCCGUUGGUGUUAAAAAUCCAAUGCCUGUUAAUGAACAAAGAGUAAAAUUACCCAUAUAUAAUUUAAAAAAAGAUUUAAUGAAAGCUAUUCAAAAAAAUAAUGUACUUAUUGUAAUUGGAGAAACUGGUAGUGGGAAAACCACUCAAAUACCACAGUAUUUGCAUGAAGCCAAUUAUACUGAUAAAGGAAUUGUUGGAUGUACACAGCCAAGAAGAGUUGCAGCCAUGUCCAUUGCAAAAAGGGUUAGUGAAGAAUUUGGUUGUAUCUUAGGUCAGGAAGUUGGUUACUCUAUUCGUUUUGAUGAUUGUACAUCAAAUGAUACCGUCAUCAAAUAUCUCACGGAUGGUAUGCUUUUGAGGGAAACACUCAGUGAUACAAUGCUUUCCAAAUAUUCCUUCAUUAUACUAGAUGAAGCCCACGAACGGACCAUCUCAACAGACAUAUUGUUCUGCCUUUUGAAGGACGUGGUGAAAAAACGAUCUGACUUUAAAUUGAUCGUAACAUCUGCCACACUGGAUGCGGAGAAAUUUUCAAACUACUUUUUUAAUUCCCCCAUUUUUACCAUCCCCGGGAAGAUAUUUCCAGUAGAGAUCCUGCAUUCGAAGGAACCCGAAAGCGAUUAUUUGGAAGCUUGUUUAAUAACGGUCUUGAACAUCCACCUGAACGAGCACCCAGGAGAUAUCUUAGUGUUCCUAACUGGUCAGGAGGAAAUCAAUACAGCAUGUGAAAUAUUGCAUGAACGUAUGAAAAAAUUGGAAAGCAUGUCUCCUCCACCCUUGAUAAUUCUUCCCAUAUAUUCCUCCCUGCCAUCCGAAAUGCAAAGUGUUAUAUUUGACCCUGCACCACAAGGAUGUAGAAAAUGUGUGUUGGCAACAAAUAUAGCAGAAGCUAGUUUAACUAUAGAUGGUAUUUUUUUUGUUAUUGAUCCAGGGUUUUGUAAAAUAAGAAAAUAUGAUUCCAAGAGAGAUAUGGAUUCCUUAGUUGUAGCACCCAUCUCAAAAGCAAAUGCAAAACAGAGAGCAGGUCGUGCAGGUAGAACAGGACCAGGGAAAUGUUAUAGAUUGUACACAGAAGAAGCAUAUAAAAAUGAAAUGGCUGAAACGAGUAUUCCAGAAAUACAAAGAAUAAAUUUGGGAAGUACAGUUCUUUUAUUAAAAGCUUUAGGAGUUAAUGAUUUCCUACAUUUUGAUUUUAUGGAUUCUCCAUCUGUUGAGACUCUUAUACAUUCGUUAGAAAAUUUAUACUACUUAGGAGCGUUAGAUGACAAUGGAUAUUUAACAAAACUAGGGAAGAAAAUGUCCAAUUUUCCAAUGGAACCAAAUUUAUCAAAAAUUUUAUUAACAUCCAUAAAUUUUAAUUGUGCAGAUGAUGUAAUAACUAUAGUUAGCAUGCUUAGUGUUCAGAAUAUAUUUUAUAGACCACAAAAUAAAGCACUUUUAGCUGAUAAAAAGAAAAAUAAAUUUGUAAUGCCUCAAGGGGAUUUAAUAACAUAUUUAAAUAUAUAUAAUAAAUGGAAGGAAAAUAAUUACUCAAAUUAUUGGUGUCAUGAAAAUUUUAUGCAUUCAAGAGCUUUAAAAAGAUCACAAGAUGUACGUAAACAGUUACUUUCCAUAUUCGAAAAAUAUAAUUAUCAAGUGAAAAAAAAUACUAGUAGAAAUGAAUCCACAAAAUAUGUAAGCAUAUGUAAAAGUAUCUGCUCAGGUUAUUUCAAUCAUGUUUGUAAAAGAGAUAGUCAGCAAGGAUACACUACACUUCUCACGAAUCAACAAGUCUUUAUUCACCCCUCGUCAACACUUUUUAAUAAAAAUCCACUUUUUAUCGUUUAUCAUGAGUUAGUUCUUACAAAUAAGGAAUAUAUACGAGACUGUACUAUCAUUCAACCUCAGUGGUUGAUUCAGUUAGCCCCUAAUUUGUUUAUUCCAGCUGAUGAAAAAAAAAUUUCCAAAAUUAAAUUGCGUGAGAAAAUAGAACCUCUUCACAAUUAUUACGAGGAACCCAAUGCAUGGAGACUCUCCAGGAGGAAGGGCUAG
Plasmodium gonderi is the source of this 3540-nucleotide messenger RNA. RefSeq names its product RNA helicase. Gene Ontology annotation, cellular component: catalytic step 2 spliceosome; intracellular anatomical structure. Gene Ontology annotation, molecular function: RNA binding; ATP binding. The record is from RefSeq and is a predicted model, not a curated record. Lineage: Eukaryota; Apicomplexa; Aconoidasida; Haemosporida; Plasmodiidae. The transcript has 4 exons. Gene Ontology annotation, biological process: spliceosomal complex disassembly. Bases 1 to 3540 code for a protein of 1179 amino acids.